ACAAAAUUCUCAGAGAUAAGGUUGCGAAAUUCACUUCAGACGAGAGUGGAAGGAUAACAAGAGAGAGAGAGAACGAACAGAGAGAAAAUGGCGAGCUGCUUAUCAAUGGGAGCAAUGGUGGGUUACAGAGGAAAUUACUAUAAUGCCCCUUCAGCUUCACUUUCCCUCCGCACAGGUUCUCAGACAAGGACCGCCGUUUCGUUCAACGUCAAAACCAACGCCGCCGCAGCUUCUCCGGGGAUGCUUCUCCACUGUGCCUUUACCCCUUCCGCUCUUUCUUUCUCCUCCGGCGCUUCAUUCGCAGGAUCAUCGUUGGGCUUGGAUUUGACAGCUAGCAUUGGCAAGGUAGCCAAUAAAAGGCGCGGCUUAGUAAUAAGGGCGAAAAAAUACGCACUUUGUCAAACAAAGAGGAAUCGAUCGAGGAAGUCACUCGCUAGGACCCACGGCUUCCGAAAGCGUAUGAGUACGACGAGAGGCCGCGCUGUUAUUCAGCGUAGACGGGCCAAAGGAAGAUGGAUUCUGUGCACCAAAACCAACCCUAUCAGCGGCAAACGGGCUUCACCUUGAGUGCGUGUGUUGAUUUUGACUUAAAAGGUAAUUUCGAGCAAAUUCAUUAUGGAUUGAAAUGUGUUGUUAUUUUUUUUUUUUUGUUUCGAAGUAUUUUGGAGAUCGUAUUUUGUAGAAGAAAUCACGUUUCUUGAUUAAAUCUUAGUAUAUAUAUUUCUGCAUUUCUUUA
Messenger RNA from Erythranthe guttata (spotted monkey flower), 736 nucleotides. Its product is annotated as Ribosomal protein L34. Gene Ontology annotation, biological process: translation. Gene Ontology annotation, cellular component: ribosome; mitochondrial large ribosomal subunit. Gene Ontology annotation, molecular function: structural constituent of ribosome. NCBI's taxonomy places the organism in Eukaryota, Viridiplantae, Streptophyta, Magnoliopsida, Lamiales, Phrymaceae. The record is from RefSeq and is a predicted model, not a curated record.